Molecule: messenger RNA, 2627 nt
Organism: Camelina sativa (false flax)
Lineage: Eukaryota; Viridiplantae; Streptophyta; Magnoliopsida; Brassicales; Brassicaceae
Source: RefSeq, a predicted model, not a curated record
AUGUUGGCUAGGGUUUUCAGAUCUGAAUCAUCAUCCUCCUCUGUUGGUGCUUCCGCUAGAUUGAUAAGCAGCAGCAGCACGAGAUUCAUCCAUCGUCGCGUCGCUCAUAAAGGUACGGUUUCAUCAAAGCGUAUACCUUUCGAAGGAGAGAGUUUGAGAUUAGGAACUGUUUCUCAUUAUAUCGAAACCUUAGAUAAUGCGAUUGAAUUGUUCGAUGAUAUGGUUCGAUCUCGUUCCUUCUAUUCGGCUGUUGAUUUCAAUAAACUUAUGUGUGUCAUCGUCAGAAUGAAUCGUCCCGAUGUUGUGAUUUCUCUCUAUCAGAAGAUGGAACUGUUGUUACCUGAUGAUCUCUCAGUUGAUAUCUACAGCUUCAAUAUUCUGAUUAAAUGUUUCUGCAGCUGUCAUGAAUUGUAUUUUGCUUUGUCCACUUUGGGGAAGAUCAGUAAACUUGGUUUUCAUCCUGAUGUUGUUACGUUUAACACGCUGAUUCAUGGGUUAUGUCUCCAAGAUCAGAUUUCUGAAGCCUUGGCUUUGCUUGAUCGAAUGGUGGAAGAAGGUCAUCAACCUAACCGGAUAACUUACGGAACUAUUGUUAAUGGAAUGUGUAAGAUGGGUGACACUGACUCUGCCUUGAAUCUGCUUACGAAUAUGGAGGAAAGCCACAUCACACCCCAUACUGCUAUCUAUAACUCCAUCAUUGAUCGUCUUUGCAAAGACGGGCGGUACAGCGAUGCUCAGAAUCUUUUCACUGAAAUGCAGGAGAAAAGGAUUUUUCCCAAUGUGAUUACUUACAGUUGUAUGAUACAUUGUUGUUGUCUCUCGGGUAGAUGGAGUGAUGCUGAGGGACUUCUCCGUGAUAUGAUUGAAAAGCGAAUCAAUCCUAACGUUUUCACUUUCAAUACUUUGGUUUAUGCGUUUGUCAACGAAGGGAAGUUCUCUGAGGCUCAAGAGUUAUACGAGGAGAUGCUCCUUAGGGAUAUAACUCCUAAUGCAGUUACCUAUAGUUCAAUCAUCAGUGGGCUUUGCAAACGUAACCGUCUAGAUGAUGCCAAGCGCAUGUUUGAUUUGAUGGAAACCAAGGGCUGCUCUCCGGACGUAGUCACUUUCACUACUCUCAUAGACGGAUGCUGUAGGGCUAAGAGGGUAGAUGACGGAGUGGAACUUCUCCGUGAGAUGUCUAGAAGAGGAGUAGUUCCUGAUAUAUUUACUUAUAGCACUCUUAUUCACGGGUUCUGUCAGUUGGGCGACCUUAAUGCUGCUCAAGACCUUCUCAGUGAAAUGAUUUCUCGUGGUUUGCGCCCUAAUGUCGUAACUCAUAGCAUUGUGUUGCAUGGUUUUUGUGUUAAUGGUAAGCCUGAAAAGGCGUGGAAAUUAUUUAAGGCCAUGCAAAAGAGUAAUAUGGUCCUUGAUAUUCGUGCUUAUAACAUCAUGAUCCAUGGAAUGUGCAAGGCUAGUAAGGUGGACGAAGCAUGGCAUUUAUUCACUAGUCUCCCCCUCAGUGGUUUGCAACCUGAUGUUCAAACUUACAGUAUAUUGAUCAAUGGAUUUUGUGGGAAAGGUGUAAAGCAGGAAGCAGAUGCUCUGUUUAGAAAAAUGAAAGAAGAUGGGACUCUCCCAAAUGACUCUACAUAUAAUACGCUGAUCCGGGCACAUCUUCGAGAUGGUGACACAGCCACAUCAGCAGAACUCAUCAAAGAAAUGAGGAGUUGCGGGUUUGCUGGAGAUGCUUCAACCUUUGGCUUGGUCACUAGUAUGUUACAUGAUGGGAGAUUGGACAAACGCUUUUUGGACAUGCUUUCUUAAACAGUUCAAUCAUCCUCAGAGAGAAGUUGUGUGGUAAAUUAACACUUUUUUUUGCUAGUCUAAUGACAACUUUUUAUCCUCUGCAUAUACUUUUAUGUUCCUGCCUUGUCUAUGUUUCAUGAAUUUGACGAUCUAAAUAUUGUCCAUGUAGGUUUCAGACAAGAGUUGAUCCACACUUGUUAACGCAAGAAGAUCAGUAACUAGAACUCAAAGAAGCCCCCUUCAAGAAGAUUUCAGAUUUUUAAAGAUGUGUAUGCCACCUCUCUUUGUCCAUAUAUAUGUCUCAGGGAUACGAUCUCAAUUUCAAAUGACAUGAUGAUGAAAAUUUGAGGUGUGAAGACUUCAUUGCGGCUAUGGGUGAUGCAUACAUUUUCUUAUGAGAAUUACUGUUUUCAUGCUUCUGAGGACAUAGAGUAGUUUAAGUAAUCCCAAGCUGUCAAAAAGUGGUUUUGUCUGCAAUGCUGUAGCUUGUACGUUCUCUUUGAAAUUCUAUGUUAUGUUUCUUCUUGUGUCUAAUCUUUGUGCCAUAUUCGAGUUACAAGAUUAAUUACUGACUUAAUGCCUUGCCAUUAUUGUUUGACCUUUAUUGGUUUUACGCUGUUGACACAUUGGAGUGCUCUCUAUUAGUAAUUUAACCACACCCUGCUUCAUACACUUCAUACACUUAUUUAUAUUAAGAGUAGACUAUAUAUAGAACAUGUUAUAUAGUAAUAAGCGCAAGCGAAAACAACAACCUCGAAGAGAAAGUAAAGUGCUUUAGUAUGCACCACAUCUCUGAUUAUUUAGAGAAGGUAAGACAAGAAAUUUUUUAAAUAAAAAAAAAA